UAUUGGGGAAGCAUGAGGGGCAGGCAAACUCUCUUCAUUGUUUGUGUUCUUUGAUAAUGGCUAUUACUACGCCGAACUCGGUACUCUCCCUGAGCUCGAGUCAUCAUGAUAAUCAGCCCAGAAUCCCUCUCAUUCUUUCCCCAAGAUCUCAUCCUGUUUCUCUCAUACGCAACAAGCGACCUAGUUCCCUUGCGAUUCGUUGUUUCAACAAAGACGAUAAUGUCUCAUCCGAAAAAGAAACCCCAAUCGAACUCAAGUUUUCAGCAUUUCCAACGGUUAUGGACAUUAACAAGAUCAAAGAGAUAUUGCCUCACAGGUUUCCGUUACUGCUGGUGGAUAGAGUGAUAGAGUACACGCCUGGUGUUUCAGCUGUAGCUAUUAAGAACGUCACUAUCAAUGACAACUUCUUCCCUGGUCAUUUCCCUGAUCGACCCAUCCUGCCUGGUGGUCUCAUGAUUGAGGCAAUGGCACAAGUGGGAGGCAUAGUAAUGCUGCCGGAAGUAGGAGGGUCUCAAGAUAACUUCUUCGUUGGCGGUAUUGAUAAAGUGAAAUUCCACAAACCAGUGGUUGCAGGAGACACACUGGUCAUGAGGAUGACUAUUCUCAGCUUCCAGAAACGCUUCGGGCUUGCUAAGAUGGAAGGUAAAGCUUAUGUGGGUGCCUCCUUGGUCUGCGAAGGCGAGUUCACGAUAGUUUCUUCUGCAGGUACUUCGUCGUGAUCUCACAGUCUCACUCGCUGCUGUAUGUGUUUUCUUUUUCUGUGAUUCUCUUGGC
Messenger RNA from Brassica oleracea var. oleracea, 774 nucleotides. RefSeq names its product 3-hydroxyacyl-[acyl-carrier-protein] dehydratase FabZ. Gene Ontology annotation, biological process: fatty acid biosynthetic process. The transcript has 4 exons. The record is from RefSeq and is a predicted model, not a curated record. NCBI's taxonomy places the organism in Eukaryota, Viridiplantae, Streptophyta, Magnoliopsida, Brassicales, Brassicaceae. Gene Ontology annotation, molecular function: hydro-lyase activity. Bases 57 to 719 code for a protein of 220 amino acids.